Acanthosepion pharaonis is the source of this 717-nucleotide messenger RNA. The record is from the annotation of a GenBank genome assembly. NCBI's taxonomy places the organism in Eukaryota, Metazoa, Mollusca, Cephalopoda, Sepiida, Sepiidae.
AUGUCUGAGGCAAACCCGAGCGGGUCUCAGCUAUCUAAAACGUUAACCCACACGUUUCUGUCAACAACUGUUUCAACGCUGAGUACUACGGUUGUAUGUACAACUGGAGACCCUCAAGAGAACCGUCUGAUCCCUGCCCUAGUGGCUUUCGUCUGUAUCACUGUCUUACUUUUAAUCAUCAUUAUUAUUUUGGUCGUCAAGUGGCGGUCAGAUAAAAAACGAAUUCCCACGUCUAUCCGUUCACAAGAAAGUUCGGGGUCUCGGACAGAUUAUAAUCACGACUAUGUUGAGCCUAAUAAUCUCAUCCAAGGGAGAACCGCAGGUGCUGUGGGGAGGUCGUCUUUGAUUCGAGAAAAUAAGUUUUGCGAAAACUGCCGCAGAAUCAUUUCAGAAAACGGAAAACCAGGCAUCGACAACGAGGCUCACGAUUACAUUUAUUUACAAGAUAACACAUUCCAUCAAACCUUACCAGACGCCGGUAUGAAAAUAAGCUCACCUGAACGGAUACCGGAAAUUAUUUACAGCGAUUCCAAAGAGCCUAAUACAGCAUCAAGUAACAGUAAUAAGGAUCCCCCGAUCUACCACGUGAUCGACACUGCAGCAGCGAAUGAUCCUAAAGCUAAGCCGGAUGAGAGAACCGGUGAUCCUGAUCCAAGCUCGACAAAUCUGUACCAUGUCGUAGAGCUAGGCUAUGUAGCCGAAAAAGCUAAUUCAUAA